UUAGAUAAGGAUUACAUCUGUUAUAGUGGUUUCACAGCCAUGCAAAAUAAGAAAACGCCAGAGGAUUAGUGACACACAUCAAGUGGAGCGAAAUAGCAAAACAGAAUGAGAGCGCGAGAUGCGGCUCGCCUCAGAGAUGAAAGAGAUGCUUGUUGCGACUGCUCAUGUUUGUGAAGAAUGCCUUAAAACCCGAGGAAAUCCAAAGCUGUGCAAUACAUUCGCACCGCUCCUUUAAGAUGCUUUAAUUUGGUUAGUCUUCGCUUCUAAGAGGUUGUUGCAGAAGGUUCCCCGAAGUCUAUGAUCCGUUGAGUACAUUCUGCCACAAGUACUUGUGUCAUCAAGGGAUGUAGUGCCACAGUCGAGUUUUUACCUAAUCCUCUCGCAGCUAAACAGCAGGACAUUUCGCUGUUCGGCAGGAAUUUUUGAGCUCAAAGAGUUUUUAACCAGUAUGUGAAUAAAGAAUCAGUGGUAGAGCUUUCUUGAGAAUGAAACUCUUGGAAUAGGUCUUUGCCAUUUUUUGUUUUCUUGUUGGAACUAUUGAAGCAUGAUACUGGAGAACCAUAGUUGAGCUAUUUCGAGCUAUUCUGCAAGAAGGGCGAUAUGGCAAAGCCCUUCUACAGACUUCAACGUUUCUUGCGAUGGACUCAGCUUCUCUUUUUGUUCCUCGGUGUAGCCUAUAUUAUGGCAGGAAGUGUCCUUCUUCUCCAGAGACAUGGGUUGGUGGUGUCACAACGUGGGAUGAGCAGUUAUUUCCCAAUGCCAUCUUUGCCAUCUCCUCCCAUGGCCCUGGAGGCCCCUGCCCUCCAGACUGGAUAUGGCUUGAUGGGCCCUCGUCUUACAGUUAAGGGAAUGAGAUAUGAAGAGAAUGCUGGACCACAGUGGCUGAUUUCACGAAAUCAGGAGAUCCGACACUUGAGGAGACGCUGGUUCCACAGUCUUAUGUCUGAACAGGAAAUGUCCCGAGUGGAGAAAGUGACUCCGAAGAGAAAAAUCAGACACAAAGGCGCAUAUGUUGGCUGCUUUCUGGACGAUGCCAAGGAUCGUGCCCUAAAAGGGAUGGUCUUCUAUGACUUUCGGAAAAUGACCAGCACCUUGUGUCAGGACACCUGCAUGGAAAGUGGGUACCAGUUUGCUGGCCUUGAAUAUGGGUCCGAGUGUUACUGUGGCAACCGCAUCACAAGCGCUCAGAUAAAAGAGGAGGAGUGUAAUUUGGACUGCAAAGGCAAGAAGGGGUCCAUCUGUGGAGGUGUGUCCCGUCUGUCUGUAUUCAAGGUGGAGGAGGUUCUUCCUGGCCAGCGGAGAUACAGGAACGUGCGCUACCGGGGGUGCUUCAGAAAACCUGACAACACAACAGCAGCUUCCCUGGUCCAUGUAGUCCAGCCCAACCUCACUUCCCAUUGGUGCAUUGAGACUUGCAUGGAUCAGGAGUUUCCUCUGGCUAUGAUCAGGAAGCCAGACUGUUACUGCGGCUAUGCCACACCUCACUUCACUCUUCAAGAUUCAGUGAAAGAGCAUCUCUGUGCUCUGGACAACAACAGUCUGUCUAUCAGGAGUUCCCAGAAGCUCUUUCUCCAGGUCUACCAGACACCUGUUCAAGACUCCAGAUGCACAGAGAAGAAGUUUCUACCGGAGAAGUCAAGCUCACUGGUGGCUUUAUCAAGUUUUCCUGGUGCUGGCAACACCUGGGUGAGGCACCUGAUUGAGCUCGCAACAGGCUACUACACUGGCAGUUACUACUUUGAUGGCACCCUCUACAACAGAGGCUUCAAGGGUGAGAAAGAUUACUGGAAAAGUGGACGAACCAUCUGCGUGAAGACUCACGAGAGCGGCCAGCGGGAUAUAGAGAUGUAUGACUCAGCAAUCCUGUUGAUAAGAAACCCCUAUCGCUCGCUCAUGGCUGAGUUCAACCGCAAAUGCGCUGGGCAUCUCGGUUACGCUUCUGAUCAGCAUUGGAAGAGCAAAGAAUGGCCAGAAUUUGUGGGUAGUUAUGCCUCCUGGUGGGCUUCACACAUAUUGGACUGGCUGCAUUAUGGAAAGAGACUGCUGGUGGUGCAUUAUGAGGAGUUGCAAGAGUCACUGGUGCCCACAUUGCAAUCCAUCACUUCUUUCCUCAAUGCCAGUGUGAGUGAAGAACGCCUCCUCUGUGCUGAGUGCAACAAGGAUGGCCACUUUAAACGCUCAGGUGCACGACAGCCUACUUUUGACCCCUUUACCCCAGAUAUGAAACGGUUGAUUGAUGGUUAUAUCAGCGCUGUGGACCAGGCUCUCAAAGCCAACAACCACACCGGCUUGCCACAGGAGUACCUUCCAAGAUGACAAGCCCAGAACUACUGCAGCACUCAUGGGUUUAUCAUUCAUGGCCCAAUGCCUAAACUAUGAUGUCUAGGACAAUCAACCAUUGGAGAUAUUUUGAAUCUUCUGAAAAUGUAAUUCCUCCCAAAGUGUGGUGGAAAAUAAUGGCAUUUAAUGCUGUACAUUACAUGGUGCAUUUGUGAUAAUUUAAUGGCGGUUUGUCUGUAGGUCAGUUAGUAAAGGGGCAUAGAGUAGUACUUCAACAUGUUGAACUACUGUGAUGAAUAAUUAGUAAACAUUAAAUGUGACAAUGGCAAACUUGAACUCUAAACGAACAUCUCUUGUUGGAGGCAAAAUUAAAUUUGUUUAAGACUUUUUUUAUGUAUAUGGGAGGAACUUAAAGUCAACAUGAAACAGUUUUUUGAUUCAUUUUUCUUAAUGUGUCAUAUUUUUUUCAUAAUGUGUCAUAUUUUUGAGUGCUUUAGAGUUCAACAAGAAAAUGUCAGCCAGGACUUGGUUUUAUCCACCGGGAUUGUGAAAAGUGAGUGUUUACGUAACAGAAUGGAGCCAAGCAGUUGGAAAGGAAAAGGUUGGGAAAAUAACAGGGAUUGGUGAUGUCAACCAAAAAGAAAAGUCGUUUCAGAAGUUAUAACAUUUUGAUAAAAAGCAUACAUUUUUUUCUUUAGAAAACUUGCAGUGUUUAAUUUUUUACAGUAAGACCAGGAACAUGCAUUAAAAAAGUAAACAGGGUCAGUUUUGAUUUAAGUGCUUAAUUGCUACACUUCAACUACAAUUCUACAAUAAUUCUACAAUAACAGAUGUAAUUUCUAAUUAAUUAAUGACAUGGUUAGAUUAGUUAGAUGAUGAUAGAUUUCUUGGAAACGUUAGCGUUAACAACAAUAAAUGUUAGAAUAACAACAUUACCAUUUUACUACAACAUUACCAGAUUUUAACUAUAUAUAAAACGCAGAAGCCGUUUGUUAUGGCUUGAGAGUUUCAGACCAUUUACAAGGCUAAUAAACACCAGGAUGUUUGUAACUAUAACAGAUGGUAAACAUAAUACCCAGUUCUGGAAAAUGACAUGCAGUAGCAGAAUGAAUAAACCACAUUUCCAUUGUAAACCUUCACCGAAGACUUGUAAACUAUGAAGAAUGACACAGCAAACAGCUUUAGCAUACAUCAAAGUCAAAUGGAUGAUGAUUGCCCCCAUCCUGCUAGCUUCUUUCAAACAUGUUGAGGAAGCUUUCAGCUGGACUAGACAAGACUUUCCUCCAAGAGCUGAUUAGCAUGCCGUCAGCAUGCUGCAGAUGUGUCUGGAUUAAGCACUGGUAUAAUACUACUUUAAACACUGCUGAACUGGGAUCAGCUGCAGAUUUAGACAAUGUCACUGUAGCGCUCAGUGGCAGGAUUCCCACUGGGAUCUACAUUAUUCAAAGAUGCACAAAAGAUCUAUCAGUUAGUAUAAUUUAUCACAGGCAAAUAAAAAUUUCUUGACAAGGUUAAGAAAUUCCAUCUUUCUGUUGUAAUUACAGUGCUUACAAGGCAAGUAUUGAUAUUCCUUUUCUUUUUAUUCUUCUGUCAUUUAGCCCGAACCAAUUAAAGAAACUGUCUCGGACCAAAUGUUGUUCCAGUUCAGAAAAUUGGUCUGAUUGAUUCAUUCACAAAUUGGACUAAUCCAGUUCUUGAGUUCUUACUGACUGACUCAUUGAUCACAGUUUUGUAACUGUUAGGGUGUACUCACACUAGGCCCGGUUGCCUUGUACCGUGCCCAAGCACGAUUGUCCCCCCUCUCCACUCCUCCGUUGGCCUGCACUCACAUUGCACUUAACAUUCCGGACCUGAGCAUGCUUACGUCAUUACGAUGCAACUUUUUGUUUUGAAGAAAACAGGAAGAAAAGCAGGCUUGCACAGCACAAUGGAGUCCAUCAUUGUAAUGUUACUUACUUUGUGGCGCGGUGACACACGGCCCUCUCACAUGCCUAAUUUUCGACAGCAUCGUACCACUGGAAUUUAUACUUUUCAUCUGAUGAGCUGCCAGAUUUACGGAGUGCAUCAGAUACUGAACCUGCAGUUUUUUCAGCUUGUCACAUCAUUGCUCAAUGGUUCUCUGGUAUCCACGAGCACAAAGAUAAUUCUUGGAGUUCUUGUGUGUUCUUGUGUGUUGUAUCCAGUUGUUCCUGUAUACUCUGGUCUGCCCAAAUUUCCAGUAAACACUGCACCUCUGCCGUAGACCAAAGUGAUCCCUUUGCCCAGUUGCAUCAAUGACGUCAUGUUUCGAGUUCCGUGCUCGGUCACGGUUAGCGAUCACACUAGUCAAACGAACUGGACUUUGGGAGUCAAACGUGCUCGGACACGGUACAAAUCGCCUAGUGUGAGUACACCCUUAAACAGCAGACAAACUGUCCAUAAUAUAAGAUCACUGUAGUCAUAUACCUGUAUAUGCUAUAUAUUUUGGAGGUUUUGUUAGCCUUUUUAAAAAUUGAAGAUUAAAGUUUGAAAAUCCACUGACUUUGAUAGAAUGUUCAGCAUUCAAAUUGUAACAGUUAUGAUGAAUAUAAAUUCAGAUUGGUCUGCUAUGUUACAUCUUUUUGCUUGCAUCUGUUUAGCCAUCAAUAGGCAUCUUUACACUGCAAGGAUGAUUGCAAAGAUGAUGCAUUAGUGUUGAUUAAAUUUACAAUGAAUUCAGCAAUUCAUUUGCACAGGACCAAAGCCUAAAACCUGAGCUUACCUAAAACUUGCAUCACUAUUCAUUUGCUCCCUUGCAUGCACUGGUAUUUCUUUAAGGAAUGCAAAUUUAAUGUUUGAGUUUGA
Myxocyprinus asiaticus (Chinese sucker) is the source of this 5103-nucleotide messenger RNA. Its product is annotated as WSC domain-containing protein 1-like. The transcript is spliced from 9 exons. NCBI's taxonomy places the organism in Eukaryota, Metazoa, Chordata, Actinopteri, Cypriniformes, Catostomidae. The record is from RefSeq and is a predicted model, not a curated record. The coding region runs from base 601 to 2316 and encodes 571 amino acids. Gene Ontology annotation, molecular function: sulfotransferase activity.